ACCCUGGCCCCGAAGCCUUAUCAGAGGCGCCGCCCACGGCCUAUAAUAGCUGGGCCGGCGUCUCCUGCUGCCUCCAGAGUGGCCUGUGACUUCGGCAGACAUGUUUCGUGCUUUGUGCCUCCUAGCUGUGCUCGCGGCAGUUCGUGCCUGCAAAACCUGCACAUGUGGCGUGGUGCGAGGUGCCCGUGUGGUCGGCGGUGGGCCCGUGGGUCCCGGAGAAUUUCCCUGGCUAGCUGCCCUCAAACGAGACGGAAAACUCAUUUGCGGUGCUACUGUGGUUGCACGGGACCACCUUAUAACAGCCACCCAUUGUAUUUAUGAGGUAGAAGCUUCCCGAUUGACUGUUCUAGUUGGUGAAUAUGACGUCAACAAUUCAAGAUCCGAUGGUUUUCAAGUUUCACACGUGUUCCAGCACCCAGACUUUAACAGAUAUACAUAUGACAAUGAUAUUGCUGUCCUAAGACUUGCUGAACCGCUGCCAGACAGACUUUAUCGGCCUGCCUGCUUACCUGAUGACGACGAUUACCUUGAUGGAGGUGAUGCUAUAGUGUCCGGAUGGGGCAGUACUAUUGAAAAAGGACCGCAUUCUAAUAUUCCCAUGAAAGCUGAAGUACAAAUCUGGACGCAAGAAGAGUGCACUAAUGCUGGUUAUGGCCGUAGGAAAGUGACGCCACGUAUGAUAUGUGCUAAUGCACCAGAUCGUGACUCUUGUACGGGAGACUCUGGUGGACCCCUUCUAAUGUCUCAACCGUACUUUACACUAGUUGGUAUCGUUUCGUGGGGACGCGGCUGUGCAAGACAAGGGUAUCCCGGAGUUUAUGCACGAGUUGACAGAUUCAUGCCCUGGCUAAAAGUUGCGCUACGGCAUGCAUGCCUUUGUCAACCACCGUCUUUUAAUUAGCCACAUGAAAUAUUUUAUCAACUUAUCAAUCCGCGAAACAAAUGCUUUUACCUGUGACAUGAAACGAAACGAAAUAUUAGAAGAUGUUUGCCAAUCACCUGUAUUUACUAAAUGUAUAUAGACAUUUAGUCUUCCACGUCCAUCCGAAAAGAACGUUUUUUGACAACUUUUCUAACGGAUAAAUAACUUGGUCAGAUUAAGACAAAAUAUAAGGCCUGAUUUUAACUAUUGAGUAAAUAUUAUAAUACAGAUAUGAUAUUUGUUACCUUAUAUAUCAUUAAGUAUAAUUAAGUACCAGUGCAAGUUAACCAUGAGGCUACAUGAUAAUUAUUGCCGUCAGAGAGCUUUAAUACUAUUUAAGGUGAUUUACCAGAAAUGUUGCCAUUAGAACCAAAGCGGUAUUGCAAUGGGUAAAAAUAAAGGCGUUAAAUAAUGUUUAUUAGUAUGUAUAUCAGUAUUAAGGCGUUAAUGUAUAUUUUUUAGAUUUUUAAUCUAGAUGUAAAGCAGGACCUAAAGGAUAUGUAACAGGAAAUUGAAACAUGUCAAUAAUUAAUAUGUAUCUAUUUUAAUGUUGUUCUUGACAGUUUUUACAUAUAAACUCACAGAUUACAUGUCUUUUUAAUCCUUAGAAUAGGCUAACGAUGGCUGUGAUUUAAUUUACGUAAAAUUUCAUUGUUACCUUUUACAAUAUAUGAAUAAGUAUUGUUUGUAAGAAUAAGGGCUAUUGAAGCUUUUAUGCAAUUUUUUUUA
Pieris brassicae (large cabbage white) is the source of this 1651-nucleotide messenger RNA. RefSeq names its product transmembrane protease serine 9-like. The transcript has 6 exons. Bases 101 to 901 code for a protein of 266 amino acids. Gene Ontology annotation, biological process: proteolysis. Lineage: Eukaryota; Metazoa; Arthropoda; Insecta; Lepidoptera; Pieridae. Gene Ontology annotation, molecular function: serine-type endopeptidase activity. The record is from RefSeq and is a predicted model, not a curated record.